Messenger RNA from Musa acuminata AAA Group (dessert banana), 2847 nucleotides. Its product is annotated as probable pre-mRNA-splicing factor ATP-dependent RNA helicase DEAH2. Gene Ontology annotation, molecular function: RNA binding; ATP hydrolysis activity; RNA helicase activity. Gene Ontology annotation, cellular component: intracellular anatomical structure. The transcript is spliced from 7 exons. The record is from RefSeq and is a predicted model, not a curated record. NCBI's taxonomy places the organism in Eukaryota, Viridiplantae, Streptophyta, Magnoliopsida, Zingiberales, Musaceae. Bases 171 to 2351 code for a protein of 726 amino acids.
AUCGAUGUGGCGGUUCUUGCUGCCUCCUCAAAACUAGGGUUUCGACGGAACCCUAUCUCUGUUUCGCCCUCUCUUUCUCGAUCUCGGGGUCGAAUCCCCUUCUUCGAGGAGGCGAUCGGAAUCUUGCUCGAUCUUUCUCCAAGUUUUGAUUGGCGGAGCCGGUGCUGGAGAUGUCGACAGAAAGGAAGAGGAAGGUGAGCCUCUUCGACGUGGUGGACGACACUUCCGUGUCCGUGAAGCUGGGCAAGGCGAACGGAUCCUUAUCCGCUAAGACGGCGGCGCUUCCGCCGGGGGUAAACCGCUGGAGCGGUCGGCCCUACUCGCAGAGGUACCACGAGAUCCUGGAGAAGAGGAAGACCCUCCCGGUAUGGCAGCAGAAAGAAGAGUUCUUGCACGUAUUGAAGGCCAACCAGACUCUGAUCUUGGUCGGAGAGACCGGCAGUGGUAAAACAACUCAGAUUCCCCAGUUUGUCUUGGAAUGUGAGGACUUGGGCAAACGCCCAAUGGUUGCUUGCACUCAGCCUCGAAGAGUCGCUGCAAUGUCUGUUUCUCGUCGAGUUGCUGAGGAGAUGGAUGUAACAAUAGGAGAAGAAGUUGGUUAUAGCAUCCGAUUUGAAGAUUGCAGCAGUCACAGGACUAUUUUGAAGUACUUAACUGAUGGUAUGCUUUUAAGAGAAGCAAUGGCUGAUCCACUUUUGGAGAGAUAUAAGGUGAUAAUUCUUGAUGAGGCUCAUGAACGAACAUUAGCAACUGAUGUCUUGUUUGGGCUGCUGAAAGAAGUACUGAGAAAUAGACCUGAUUUGAAGCUAGUGGUAAUGAGUGCAACGCUCGAGGCUGAGAAGUUCCAGGGUUACUUUAGUGGGGCCCCUUUAAUGAAAGUACCUGGUAGAUUGCAUCCGGUGGAAAUUUUCUACACACAAGAGCCUGAAAGAGAUUACCUGGAAGCUGCCAUUCGAACUGUUGUACAGAUACACAUGUGUGAACCUUCAGGUGACAUACUUGUUUUUCUCACUGGAGAGGAAGAAAUAGAAGAUGCAUGUAGGAAAAUAACAAAGGAGAUCAAUAAUUUGGGUGACCAAGUUGGCCCUGUGAAAGUGGUGCCUUUGUAUUCAACUUUGCCCCCAGCCAUGCAGCAGAAGAUAUUUGAACCUGCACCAGCGCCACUGGAGGAAGGUGGCCCGGCGGGACGAAAAAUUGUGGUGUCGACAAACAUUGCAGAAACAUCAUUGACCAUCGAUGGCAUUGUUUAUGUUAUUGACCCUGGUUUCUCAAAACAAAAGGUGUACAACCCACGAAUACGGGUGGAAUCUUUGCUCGUCUCUCCAAUAUCAAAGGCAAGUGCGCAUCAAAGAGCAGGACGUGCUGGUAGAACCCAACCAGGAAAAUGUUUUAGACUUUACACAGAGAGAAGUUUUAAAAAUGACCUGCAAGAGCAAACAUAUCCAGAAAUUCUCCGGUCUAAUUUGGCAAAUACUGUUCUUACCUUGAAGAAACUUGGGAUUGAUGAUCUGGUUCAUUUUGACUUUAUGGAUCCUCCUGCUCCUGAAACAUUGAUGCGGGCACUUGAGGUCUUGAAUUACCUAGGUGCUCUUGAUGAUGAUGGCAACUUGACUAAGUUAGGUGAACUUAUGAGCGAGUUUCCCCUGGAUCCUCAGAUGGCGAAGAUGUUGGUUGUGAGUCCAGAGUUCAAUUGUUCCAAUGAGAUCGUGUCAAUAUCUGCAAUGCUCUCAGUACCCAAUUGCUUUCUCCGGCCUAGGGAGGCUCAGAAAGCUGCAGAUGAAGCUAAAGCUCGGUUUGGCCACAUCGAUGGGGAUCACCUAACACUGUUGAAUGUAUAUCAUGCAUAUAAACAAAAUAGUGAAGAUUCUUCAUGGUGUUAUGAAAAUUUUAUUAACCAAAGGACUUUAAAGGCUGCUGACAAUGUGAGACAACAGCUCGUGCGGAUCAUGGCUAGAUUCAACCUGAAACUAUGCAGUACAGACUUCAACAGCCGUGAUUAUUACAUUAACAUCAGGAAGGCGAUGCUUGCAGGGUACUUCAUGCAGGUAGCUCAUCUUGAGAGAACCGGACACUAUUUGACGGUGAAGGACAAUCAGGUUGUUCACCUCCAUCCAUCAACCUGCCUGGAUCAUAAGCCGGAAUGGGUCAUCUACAAUGAGUAUGUCUUGACCAGUAGGAACUUUAUUCGCACAGUGACAGACAUUCGAGGAGAGUGGUUGAUUGAUAUAGCUCCACACUAUUAUGAUCUGAGCAACUUCCCCUCCUGUGAGGCAAAACGAGUGCUGGAAAGGCUGUAUAAUAAACGUGACAAAGAGAAGGGGGAGAGCAAGACUAGAAAUAAGCCUUUGUAGCUAUGUACUCACCACCAUUUGGUAUGCCAUCACGGACUAGCUCGAGAACAGUUGAGACUUCCAUCUGACAAGCGGGAUGGCUUGCACAUUUAGAAAGAGUGCAUUUCUUUUGGGAAGGACAGACACUAUAAAGCUCGUUCUCACUGUGUUUGAUCAGAUAAGAAGGCAACUAUUUUGCUCCCAAAUAGUUGAGGAUGCUUUUAUACUUAUCCUAGGACUCCACAUCUGCUAGUGCUAUCAGAUUGUUUAAGUGUCGUACCUAUUUGGGGUUUAGGAAAUGGAAAACAUGUCUCCCUUGUUUGGUUCCGCCGUCGGUGCCUUGUCCCCGUAGUUUGAAUUGUCUAUUUAUUUGAUUGUCGCAGGUGAAAUAUAGAAUCUUUAAUCACUGUCUGGUUACAAGUUGAGAUAUUGCAUCCUCUGGAACAACGGCCUUCUCGUCCAAUGUAGUUGCUGCAUUGCAAGAAUCUCUGAGUUAUGUUGAUGGAUCUUUUCUGUA